Molecule: messenger RNA, 1911 nt
Organism: Lepidothrix coronata (blue-crowned manakin)
Lineage: Eukaryota; Metazoa; Chordata; Aves; Passeriformes; Pipridae
Gene: MTERF4
Product: mitochondrial transcription termination factor 4
Exons: 3
Coding region: 1-885 (294 amino acids)
Biological process (GO): regulation of DNA-templated transcription
Molecular function (GO): double-stranded DNA binding
Source: RefSeq, a predicted model, not a curated record
AUGGCGGGGCUGCCGCUGCUGCUGCCGCGCGGGGCCGGGCGGGCGCUGGUGGCGGGGCGGGCGCUCCUCGCCGCCCUCCGGCCGUGCCCCCGCCGCGGCUGCGGGGAGGCGGCGGCGCUGCGGGCCAUGGGCUUCAGCCAGGAGCAGGCCCGGCGGCUCCAGGGGCUGCAGCCCCGGCUCGGCCCCGAGCGGCGGGAGGCGGUGGCGGCGCAGCUGCUGCUGCUGGGGCUGAGCGCCGAGGCCGCCCUGGCGCUGCUGGAGCAGAGCCCGGAGCUGCUGCGGCUGCCCACGGAGCAGCUGCGGGAGCGCGCCGAGGAGCUGCGGCGCCUGGGGCUGGACGGAGGUCGGCUGGAGCGGGCGCUGAGCCGCUGCCCCCAGCUCUUCGCCGUGCCCCGGAAGAGGCUGGCGGCGGCCGUGCGGCUGCUGCGGGAGCGCUGCCUCUUCACGGCGGAGCAGCUGCGGGAGGUGCUGGGCACCUGCCCCGCCGUCCUGCUGGAGGAGCCGUGCAGCCUCCACCACCACUUCCAGUACGCUUACUUCAGAAUGGGAGUCCGGCAGAAGGAGAUGGUGAAGGCUCGACUCUUCCAAAUGCCCUUUGCCGAGCUCCGAAACCGGCACAUCUUCCUGGAGCGCCGAGGGCUCUACGAGACUCCACACAAAGGGCAGAUACAAACCAAUAACCCAAAACUGAAGGACAUCCUUCAGCUCUCGGAGAAAGACUUUCUGGCCAGCCUGGCCUGCUCUACCCUGGAGGAGUAUGAGGUCUUCAAGAAGCUGCUGGCUCGGGAGGAGGCUGAAGAGGGGAAGGAGGAGGAAGUGGAUGCACUAUAUGCAGACGAAGAUGAUGAGUUGUACAGUGAAAGAAGUAAAACAGCCCCAGAGUGAGGAGGUGAGGCUCCGAGGUGCCUGAGCCCUCCCAUGCUGGCGCACUCCCCCACCCCAUUGCGUACCCAUGGGUGCUCUGGGCUCCCACCCAGCAUCAGCAGUGGUGGCUGCAGGGCCCCAUGUGUGGGGCACCAAUAAAUCCAGUCUAUCAAAUACAACACCACUCAUUCUUCCUCAUUGACCACUGACCAACUACUUAAAAAAAUCCAGUUUCCAUAAAGUGUUUUUAUUUAAAAAAAAAAAAACAAAACAAAACAACCCCCCCUAAUUUUAUUUCCAAGGCUGUAUUACAUACUUUGCCAGCUGUGGGGUGGGAGGCAGUGGGCUGCUAUGCCAGCUGGCAGCAGGGCCAGGCUUCCUGGGGCUGGGGGCACAGGUCCUGUGGAAACAGGACUGUCCCACGGCAGGGCUGCCUUCACCUCCACAGUCAGUGUCAGCACUGAUCUCAUGGCUGACAGGGCAGGGAUGCAAAAGCUUUCUGACCAUGGCCCCAAACCCUCCUGUCCCUCACAGAGAACAGAGGCUGGUCUGGGUUUCCCCUUGCCCUGCUCUCCCAGGUGGCUUCCUCUCCUGCCCUGGGGAGGUAGUGCUGAUGUGCUUGCCAGGUAGCUGGAGCAGGACCAGAUAGCCUUGGAGGAAAAUGAGGCAUGUCUCUUCUCUGAGAUGAGAGCUAGAGGCAGUGGAGGAGGGCAGCAUCACACUGGCCAGUGGGCCAAGGCUUUACCUUGUCUCUGCCACCCACCUCUGCAGCUGUUCCUCCAGGCUGAGCACUGUUACACUGCUCCUGGCAGGAAGAGGGUGGUGGCAGGAGCACUGAAACUCCUAGGCCUGUCCUGCUCCAAGAGCAUCUUCCAGGCUGCCACUUGAGACAUAUGGCUGAGCUACAGAGUUCACUGAUGGUAGGUGGGAGGGGAGGGCCUCCCCCGGGAUAACCCCACGCUGCUGGGGACAUAAUGCUCUAUACCAUAACUGCGAUAUAUCUCUGGUAUGUAUUAAUUUAUAAUAUACACUGUGUACAUUAAUACA